Molecule: messenger RNA, 2667 nt
Organism: Solea senegalensis (Senegalese sole)
Lineage: Eukaryota; Metazoa; Chordata; Actinopteri; Pleuronectiformes; Soleidae
Product: IQ motif and SEC7 domain-containing protein 3-like
Exons: 9
Coding region: 319-2667 (782 amino acids)
Biological process (GO): actin cytoskeleton organization; regulation of ARF protein signal transduction
Molecular function (GO): protein binding; guanyl-nucleotide exchange factor activity
Source: RefSeq, a predicted model, not a curated record
AACGACGUAUCUGUCCUCUCUCCUCCUCCUCCUCAUCCCCUCCUCUCUGCUGUCACAUCUGGAUCUAGCUCCUCUCAUCAGCACCACUCUGCACGGUGAGCGAAGGAGAGAGAGAGAGAGAGGGAGAGAGCAUAGCUCUGUCGGUGCAGCCUCAUCCUCCACAACCGAGGAGAAUCAAGGAGAGGAGAGCGGACAGGAAGGACAGCAGCUCACCUUCUUAUCCGCACUCACCGAUUACUUGCAUCUCCUCUGUCACUCCAGCUGCCUCUUUUUUCUUUUUUCUCUUCUUCUCAUUCUUUCCUCCUCUUGCAUUCUGGUAUGAUGAGCUCCAGUCUGCUCGACAACCCCGUGCAGGCGAUUCUGUACCUGCGGGAGCUCACCACCAUCGUCCAGAACCAGCAGAGUCUCAUCCAGACCCAGCGCUCCCGGAUAGAAGAGCUGGACCGGCGGGUGGACGAGCUCAUCGGCGAGAACCGGCACCUGCGGGAUGUCAGGGUCCAGCAUCAGCAGCAUCCUUAUCUUCAUCACCACCACCAUCAUCAUCAACAACAAGCUGACCCCGGCUGUCUUCACCUCCUCCACCACCACCACCACCGUCCUCAUCCUCAUCCACAGGAGCCUCAGCUCCACACUGGCUCUUUGCCAGAGCAUGCAGUUGCACCAGCACCGGUCGAGGCCACUCCGGGGGGCCAGUCUUCGCCUUCGCAACCAAUGGACCCGGGGGACAUGCAGCUGGUGCCGGCCGAUCCGUCCACGGUUUCACCGAUCGAAAGUGACCCAGAGAACGACGGCGGAAGUUACUCCAGCUGCCGCUCUUUGAUGCAGAUGACCCCCACAACCCUCUGUCGAUCUCUGGCCCUGGCAAGAAAAUCUGAAAGUGAGAUCGUGCUGCAUCAGUUCUGCUGCCCCGCCCCUGAACAUCCAGAGGCCGACACCACCUGCUCAUCUGGUGGACAGAUGCUGAGCCUGGAGGAUGGAACCUCCUCUGGCAGUGGACAGGAAGUGGAGGGACCCAAGAGGGAGGGACCCAGCGAGUAUGAAAUUACCCUGGAGAAUAAGAAUAAACAGAUAGAAGAGUUGGAGCAGAAGUAUGGAGGACAUCUCAUAGCAAGGCGGGCAGCCCGUCGUAUCCAGACGGCCUUCCGUCAGUAUCAGCUCAGCAAAAACUUCCAGAAGAUCCGCAACUCGCUGUCUGAGAGCAAGCUGCCCCGGCGGAUCUCCCUGCGCCAUCCCAGCCCUUCAGACCGAAACCGGAAUACAGCCCAGAGACACAGUUACAGUCUGCAUCCAGGAGGGGGACAAAUACCUCUGCGCUCCAAAACUCCACCUCCUCCUCCAUGUCGUUCCACCUCUCUGCCACCGUCACCUGCAUCUGCCCCAGCUGCUGCUCCAUCUCCUACCCCAUCCACAGCUCCGUCUCCAACCCCAGGAUCCACACUCACACAGCUGGAGGACUGCUUCUCUGAACAACUGCACUCUUUGGCCCAGUCGAUCGAUGAGGCCCUUCGCGGUUGGAGCUUAUCAGAGGGUGGAGAGGGCAAGGGCCUGUUGAUGGACCCGGGAGCUCUUCGUGCAGCUGCGGAGAGCACUUGUCUGCCUCGGAGUGCCAGCUCGCUGCUCAUGGCCUUCAGGGAUGUCACUGUCCACAUUGACAGCAAUAGCUCCUACACCAUCUCCUCCGCCACAACGACAACUACAACCUCUCUGGGCAACACAGGGGGAGGAGGAUCGGGCAGCAGAAAGACCUCUCUCAGUGGUGGAGGAGAUGGCCAGUCUAUGGAAGAACCUGAGUUUCCGGCCCCUCCUCCCAGUGAGGAGCUGGAAAUGGUAGAUCCAGGAUCCAGGAGGGGCUCCACAUUGCCAGCUCCAGGAGGAGGAGGGAUGGAGGGGGAGACAGGUUCAGACAGACUGGGGUCCACCUCCACUUCUACCUCUGCUUCCACCUCCAUCUCCACGUCCACCCAGUCCAACCAGCAGCCUGCUCAGAUCUACACCCAGUACCAGCAGUACCACUACACUCAUCCUCAGCAGAUCCCAGGUGGGCCAAGCCCUGAAGCCCUGCAGGCCCUGGUUGUCUCUCUUCCCAGGGAUCGAUGCCAGGAUCCAGCCUCGUGCCGCUCGCCAACCCUGUCCACAGACACACACCGAAAACGCCUCUAUCGUAUAGGACUCAACCUCUUCAAUGUGAACCCAGAAAAAGGCAUCCACUUCCUGAUCACGCGUGGUUUCGUCCCAGAUACAGCCAUCGGUGUGGCUCACUUCCUGCUGCAGAGGAAGGGCCUGAGCCGACAGAUGAUCGGAGAGUUUUUGGGGAACAGCAAGUUGCAGUUCAACCGAGAUGUCCUUGAUUGUGUCGUGGAUGAGAUGGAUUUCUCCGGUAUGGAGCUUGAUGAAGCCCUCAGAAAGUUCCAGGCUCAUGUCCGUGUUCAGGGAGAAGCACAGAAAGUGGAGAGACUCAUCGAAGCCUUCAGCCAGAGGUACUGUAUGUGCAAUCCUGAUGUCGUGCAGCAGUUUCACAACCCAGACACCAUCUUCAUCCUGGCCUUUGCUGUGGUCCUCCUCAACACGGACAUGUACUCCCCCAACAUCAAACCCCAGCGCAAAAUGGGCCUCGAUGACUUCAUACGCAACCUGAGAGUACCCACGGCGGCCCACACUUUGCUCUAG